AUGCGACGGGCGUGUGUAGGCGUCCGUGUUACUCUAGCUGCGUGUGUCUCCCGCGCUCACUCCCAUCUGCAGAAUGGCGGUAGGAGCAGCAGCGGUGGUAUUAGUAUGAAUAGCAGCAGCAGUAGUGGUGGUGGUACUAGAAGAAGAAGUAAUGAUCUCGUUUCUAUUAUAACAUGUAGUGGGUCAUCUUUCUUUUCUUCUUCUCUACUGAUGACGCGUCGUGGUGUGGGUGUAGAUCUUCUUUCACCACUUGCAAAACUUGGACAAAGUCGUGAUUUAGCAGCGGAUAUAAAAGCUGGUCGACAGCGUAAUAAUAAGGAAAUUAUUGCUUCCUUUCAGACGAUACAAACCUUUGAUGAGAUUCACUAUCGUAAAACUGAUCGCCCUUGGGAAUUGGUACCUAAAUAUGCCAAAAAACGUGUCAGUGAUCUUUGUGGUCUUUUAACCAGUGAAGAUCGUAUGGAGAUUGAACAGGCGAUUGACAGAAUGCAAUCUCUGUGUGAUGUGGACAUGUAUGUUGUACUUGUCCCUACAGUUGGUUACACCACACCUGCCGCCUUUGCCAAUUCUAUUAUGUUUAACUGGAGCAUUGGCGAACCACGUGGUAAUGGUCUUCUUCUUUUGAUUGCCCAACAUGAGGCCACUGUGCGGCUGUUGGCGAGUGAAGGCAUGUCAGAGUUCUUCGGCCCGCACUUUGUGGAGCCCGCCGUGCGGGAAAUUUUCCAGCCGCUUGUGCGGGACGGCCGGGCGAGUUAUGCGACGGUGCAACUUGUCUACGCGGUGGCCCGACAAGCGCAAGAGAUGCGGCCUUUUUGGCAAAGUAAAGGUCUUCGUCUUUCAUGGCCUUCUUCUUAUACUUCUUCUUCUUCCUCUUCCUUUUCUUCGUUGGUGUUGAGUCCGGUGUUUCUCCCACGGAUUCUUGCACCGGAGACCCGCCAUCGUGUUCGUCAGGCCCGUCGUGUGGUGUUGUACGGCUUCAGUGCCCUGCCGUUUCUCGUCGCGGGUGUUCUCUUCUUCGCGGCGGCGACUGCCGUUCUCGUCAGUCAACUCCUCGACACAGUUUGUCCAAAGUGUCAUGCGGGAAUGCACCGCGUGCGGGAUGAUGCCACACUGCGGGCCGUAAUGCCGAAAGGACAAUAUCUAGAGUUGGUGAAUGGCUGCGCACACUAUAGAGUGUGGAAAUGCCCACACUGUGAGGAUAGCACACGCAUCGUACUCACCUCCAGAGAUCUACACCAGAGUACACGCUGUCUGCAGUGUAUGGAUUGUCACUACUACACCUGUUCACUCUCAAAGGAGGUGUUAAAGCUGCCAACAAAGGAUGAGGAUGGGUUGAAACAACUCACGUAUACAUGUGAAAAUUGUCGUGUGGGACGGGAAGUCCUCCUUCCACUACUCCGCCCAAUAGAUCUGAAACCGGAAGAGAAGUGGUACGACUUCCUCGUAGAACGGUCACAAACACACAAGAAUACAGAUCUCAAAUUGUAG
Messenger RNA from Trypanosoma theileri, 1488 nucleotides. RefSeq lists its product as uncharacterized. The record is from RefSeq and is a predicted model, not a curated record. NCBI's taxonomy places the organism in Eukaryota, Euglenozoa, Kinetoplastea, Trypanosomatida, Trypanosomatidae. The transcript has a single exon. The coding region runs from base 1 to 1488 and encodes 495 amino acids.